AUGGCGACCCAAUCUACCACUGCCGAGAUCCUCCUUGCCGCCAUCCACCGAGAUGAGCUUCCGAUCGACCCCCAGACGCUGGAGGACUUCGGCUUCAAGCGAUGCCGUGACCUCGUCGCUGUCAUCAUGCUCUUCGAGGUCUACACUGCUCUGGUCAAGACUUGCGGCAUCACCCAUCAGACUCUCCACCAGUGGCGCGCUCGCGGUACCAUGAACCUCGUCGGUGAAAUCAAUCGCGAGCUGGAAGCUAACAAGCACCGUAUCGACAAAAAGGUCUACACUUGGUUCUACCUCAACGACCGCACUAUCGCCAGCGUUUCCCUCGCAACCGGAACCGUCAUCGACGUCAGGCCCCAGUCUUCUCUAAGUAUGCACGAGUUGAACGCCCAAAUCAGAGAGCGAAUGCCGGACAGACAGAGUUACGUCGAGAUGAUGAAGGGCGUCUGCAUGGCGGACCCGGCUACUAGAAAGAAGAUCGAGGCUGGCAUCGAGGAUCUCUCCGCCAUCGUCAAUCAGGCUGCCGACAAAGUCUACGGCAGAGAGAAUGUCGAGAUCUCCGACCAGGCAGCCAACGAGAUCUCCAUCACGGGAACCACUACCGAUACCCUUCUUGCCCACAUCGCCGCCCGCAAGGACUCGCCAGAGCUUCAGCACAUGACCGACUACGCCAUGUCGCGAUGCCACUUCGCGCCCGAGAGGAAGCGCCUCCUCAAGGUCUACACUCAUCUCCUCUCCACCUGUGGCGUCAAGCCGGCUACUCUGCACACCUGGAACGCCCAAGGCCUCAAGCCUCUGGGCCAGAAGAUCAAGACGGAGUUCAUCAAGAAGCAAGACAGUCUCCCUGCCGGCCUCGUUGAGUUCGUCACGGAGAACCAGUGGAUCUGGGACGCCGACGACGCCGAUGGCGAGUCCAGGGCCCUUUUCCGCACUCCGGACCUGGCUGUCAGAUUUAAGGACAUGCUGCCGCACGCCCGCGCCAUCAACCGUGGUUGA
Messenger RNA from Colletotrichum karsti, 993 nucleotides. RefSeq lists its product as uncharacterized. Bases 1 to 993 code for a protein of 330 amino acids. NCBI's taxonomy places the organism in Eukaryota, Fungi, Ascomycota, Sordariomycetes, Glomerellales, Glomerellaceae. The transcript has a single exon. The record is from RefSeq and is a predicted model, not a curated record.